AUGUCGCUUAUGCAGAGCACUCCGUUCAUUGUCGACGGCAAGGGCCACCUCCUUGGUCGUCUUGCGUCGAUCCUCGCCAAGCAGAUCCUCUCGGGUCAGAAGGUGACCGUCGUCCGCGCUGAGCUGAUUAAUGUGUCGGGCAGCUUCUUCCGCAACAAGUUGAAGUACCAUGCUUUCAUGCACAAGCGCCACCUGGUGAACCCCCGCAAGUCGGGUCCUUUCCACCACCGCGCCCCCUCUCGCAUCCUCUUCCGUGCUGUUCGCGGUAUGGUGCCCCACAAGACGGCCCGUGGUGCUGCUGCGCUCCAGCGCCUGAAGAUCUACGAGGGUGUCCCCCCGCCUUACGACCGCAAGAAGAAGUUGGUCAUCCCAGACGCCCUCCGUGUGCUGCGCCUCAAGCCGGGUCGCAAGUACGCGACGCUCAAGCGCAUCUCGAGCGAGGUCGGCUGGAAGUACGGCGAGACUGUUGACAAGCUGGAGGCCAAGCGUGCUGUCAAGACUCAGGCUUUCCAGGAGCGCAAGGCCGCCGCGCUCAAGCGCCGUGCUGCUGCCGCCACGGCCGCCGCGAGCGAGAUUGAGCCUAUUAACAAGCAACUCGCACAGUUCGGCUACUAG
Molecule: messenger RNA, 615 nt
Organism: Malassezia sympodialis ATCC 42132
Lineage: Eukaryota; Fungi; Basidiomycota; Malasseziomycetes; Malasseziales; Malasseziaceae
Gene: RPL16A
Product: 60S ribosomal protein uL13
Biological process (GO): negative regulation of translation; translation
Cellular component (GO): cytosolic large ribosomal subunit; ribosome
Molecular function (GO): mRNA binding; structural constituent of ribosome
Source: RefSeq, a predicted model, not a curated record